AUGACCAAAGACGACGCCUUCGACGACGCCGCACCUCCUCCCUACCAACCACCGCCCUACCAAGCCCAAUCACAGCCCGACGACCCCCAGGACGACCCCCUCGUCGAGCCGACCGUCUUCAUCCUCGCCGGGCAGUCCGUCCACGCCGAGAACGUCUCCUCGCCGCCCGCCUACGCGCUAUCCCGCGCCGUCGCCACCCUCACCAAGUCCACCGAGAAGGUCGAGUUUGAGCGCCUCGACACCGUCCUCGCCAGCAGCGGCGCCGUCCGCCACCGCAGCCGCCACCUCUACGACCUCCGCCGCAGCGUCAAGCAGCCGCGCAUCGGCUUCUCCCGCGCCCGCGCCGCCUCCGACGCGCCCGAGUACUACCUGCACAGCCAGUCCCCCCGGCGCACGCUCGGCCACGUCGGCCUCGCCAAGGCGCGACGCGGCGGGUUCGCAGCGGGCUUCCGCGCGCUGCCCGUCGUCGUGCCGGCCGCGACCACGAGCCGUGCGCGCUUCGGCGGCGACGGCGACGGGGAGUUGCCGGCGUUUGAGCUGCGGAGGGCGGGGGACCGCUCCAGGUGGGUGGUCGGCGGCGGCGGCGAGGAGGAGAAGAAGGAGGAGGACGCGGCGGUGGUGGCGAUUGAGGACGCGGCGGACGAGCAGCGCAGGCUGAUCCUGACGAGGGCGCUGCCGCGGAAGCAGGUGGACGUGCUGGUGGCGCUGUGGUGCUGCAGCAUAUGGCAGGAGGCGGCGGAGAGGGAGGCGCGGCGCGAGAUAACGGGCAACUCUUUUAUGAAAAAGAUGGAUGCGGGACGGGGAAUCUUUUUCGGGACGGACAUCUACUAG
Messenger RNA from Cordyceps fumosorosea ARSEF 2679, 831 nucleotides. RefSeq lists its product as hypothetical. The record is from RefSeq and is a predicted model, not a curated record. The transcript is spliced from 2 exons. The coding region runs from base 1 to 831 and encodes 276 amino acids. NCBI's taxonomy places the organism in Eukaryota, Fungi, Ascomycota, Sordariomycetes, Hypocreales, Cordycipitaceae.